This is a messenger RNA of Pogona vitticeps (central bearded dragon), 667 nucleotides long. It is a transcript of the gene SMIM8, whose product is annotated as small integral membrane protein 8. NCBI's taxonomy places the organism in Eukaryota, Metazoa, Chordata, Lepidosauria, Squamata, Agamidae. The record is from RefSeq and is a predicted model, not a curated record.
ACUUACUGGGCGCCUGGGACGCCGAAAGGGGAGCCAGGUUUGGCGCGGAAGUUGGAGGGGAGUGAAGUGGGGGGGGGACCCCCUUUAGUGGCAUAUCCUUGGGUUCAUGCCCCUGCCCGAACUUGGAAGGCUACUUUUAUGCUCGCAGGAUUCUUGAUCACAAAACGCAGUAAGAUGUCUUCUGCACCUCAACCUCCAGAUUUACAACAUGAAGCACCUAAGGAUAAAGAUUAUCGAAGUCCAGGGCUCCGAGGUGUGAAAACUACCACCCUGUUCCGUGCCGUAAACCCAGAACUUUUUAUUAAACCUAACAAAGCAGUUAUGACUUUUGGGCUUGUGACCCUUACACUUUGUGUGGCCUACAUUGGAUACUUGCAUGCACAGCAAGAGAAUAUAAAGGAUCUCUACGAAGCUAUUGACAGCGAAGGAAACAGAGAAAUGAAGCGGAAGACUUCUAAAUGGGACUAGAGAAAUGGAUCUCUAACAUGGUGUGUAUCAAUGUGGCAGGAGGAAAAAUUGUAUACAUACUUUUUGAGUUGUAAUUGUUCAGAAUUUUUGUGCAGGAGCCAUCAUUUUUCUAUUCAGCAAUGGAUGAUUCUCUUGAAACAUAAUAUCCAACAUGAAAUGCUUGUACUUGUUCCGAAUAAAAGCCAGAGUUUUUAAGGAA